ACCAAUCACAGCGCGGCUUGUUGGACCGUCCCCACAGCAGCCAUGGUGGGCAUGAGCCUCCUCAGGUCGGCUGCUGCUUUUGCAGCCAGGUUAGGUCCUCUGAAAGCUGGGAAUAAUGCAGCGCAUAUAAUCACUCGAACCAUCCCACGAACAGAUAAAGUGGCGAUCCGUUGGGGUCAUGGAAAGAAAAUGUUUGUGGUCAAACCGUCUGACUUUUACGACAGGAGAUUUUUGCGCUUAUUGCAAUAUUACAUACUGCUGACUGGUAUUCCAGUGGUUGUAUUUGUCACAGCCGUCAAUGUCUUCAUUGGCGAGGCAGAGCUUGCCGAGAUUCCUGAGGGCUAUGAACCUGAGCAUUGGGAGUACUACAAGCACCCCCUCACCAGGUGGAUUGUACGGAACAUUUAUGAUUCCCCAGUGAAGGACUAUGAAAAGAUGAUGGCUGCAAUCCAAAUUGAAAAGGAAAAAGCCGACAUGAGAUUGACACAGUUAGAGGUGCGUCGGCAGAUGAGACAGACUGGAGACGGCCCGUGGUUCCAAGUGCCGACGCUGGACAAGGAGCUAAUUGACCAUAGUCCCAAGUCAUCCCCUGACAAUUAAUGAAGGUGGUAACAUUGUGGUCAUCAGUCCUUCUGUUUGUAAAUUUUUCCCUUGUUGCUUAAAUAAAGUAUCUUUAUGUGGUCUGAUA
Messenger RNA from Girardinichthys multiradiatus, 688 nucleotides. It is a transcript of the gene ndufb5, whose product is annotated as NADH:ubiquinone oxidoreductase subunit B5. Bases 43 to 600 code for a protein of 185 amino acids. The record is from RefSeq and is a predicted model, not a curated record. The transcript is spliced from 6 exons. NCBI's taxonomy places the organism in Eukaryota, Metazoa, Chordata, Actinopteri, Cyprinodontiformes, Goodeidae.